Salpingoeca rosetta is the source of this 470-nucleotide messenger RNA. RefSeq lists its product as uncharacterized. The record is from RefSeq and is a predicted model, not a curated record. The coding region runs from base 75 to 419 and encodes 114 amino acids. The transcript is spliced from 4 exons. NCBI's taxonomy places the organism in Eukaryota, Choanoflagellata, Craspedida, Salpingoecidae.
GCCACAACCACUGCCACCUUCGUCAUCAUCAUCGUUGUUUGUUUUCUCUCUCUCAGGAAGGACUGACGGUUACAAUGUCGGCUACUGUUGGUGUGUUGGGGUGUGGGCUUCUGGAGCACGGCAGACUACGCGUGUUGCAAGGCUCCUUGGAUGCAGUGGACGUGGACAAGGCUGCGCUUGACCUGUACAGCACGCUGCUGGAUCGCCCAGAUGUCUCCUCGUUUGAGACACGCGGCACCAAGCUCAUGAUCGUUCGCCGCGACGUGGACCAGAUGGUGGCAAUGGGUCGCGCUCGCAAGCUUGGCCUUGUUCUUCGGCGCACGGAGCUAGGCGUGCUGUUGGUGCUGUUCCAGCACCCAUGCACGGGCCAGGACGCGGUCGCUUUUGCAUCACACAUUUCGCUCCACCCUGGCGCGUGACACGGGGUGAUUUUGUGUGUUUGCGUGUGUGUGUGUGUGUGUGUGUGUGUG